Molecule: messenger RNA, 705 nt
Organism: Schistocerca nitens (vagrant locust)
Lineage: Eukaryota; Metazoa; Arthropoda; Insecta; Orthoptera; Acrididae
Exons: 4
Coding region: 20-523 (167 amino acids)
Source: RefSeq, a predicted model, not a curated record
CAUAAGCGUCGCACAGGCGAUGAUUCCUACGCUGAUGUGGCCGACCGUCACAAUGGCAGCAAGGACGACAUCGGUCCCGCGACUGGCGCUGCUGUUGCUGUUGUCCGUGGCCCUUGCUGCAGAGGCGUCCGCCGAACCCUUGCUGCGGGAAUCAGACAAAAACGCUGCUGCUGCAAGUGCAGGAUAUGGACCUGUUUUACAACGAGCAAAAAGAUCUUUUAAGCUUGGAGCUGGUCUCAGUCAUCAGUUUAACUUAGGUACUGGGCUUGAGAUUGGCCAUCACCCAGGACAUGGAAAUGGGUAUGGUUAUCCACCACCUCCGCCAUAUCGUCAAUAUUAUGGCCACAUCCCUCUACCUUAUAGCUACAACAAUCAACCAUAUGGCUACAACUAUAAUUAUCCGAUUUAUCCAGCACCUGCACCUGCCAGUACACACAGUCAGUCAUAUAGUGAGGCAUCCAGUUCAGGCUUCGGAAAAAGUUAUUCUGGUGCCCAUCCAGUAGCUCAUGGGUUUGGAAAGUAAGGAGCAGAGAUGCUGAAUCUUUGAAGAUUUGUGAAAUACUUAAUUCCAAGUGCUAAUAUUACUACUUACAUAAUUCAUCUUCCAGUUAAAUUACAUUGUUAUAAGAGUAAUAAUUAUAUGUGUAAUUUAUUUUCUAUAUUAACAAUUCACAAUAAAGAAAAUUAUGCUCUGGCACUAUCCAA